Ornithorhynchus anatinus (platypus) is the source of this 2064-nucleotide messenger RNA. RefSeq names its product adenylosuccinate synthase 1 (gene ADSS1). Gene Ontology annotation, molecular function: adenylosuccinate synthase activity; GTP binding. Lineage: Eukaryota; Metazoa; Chordata; Mammalia; Monotremata; Ornithorhynchidae. Gene Ontology annotation, cellular component: cytoplasm. The record is from RefSeq and is a predicted model, not a curated record. Gene Ontology annotation, biological process: IMP metabolic process; 'de novo' AMP biosynthetic process. Bases 549 to 1925 code for a protein of 458 amino acids. The transcript has 13 exons.
CGGUCCCGUGUGCCGGGGCCGAGAGCUCGCGCGGAGAGGGGCGCACGGAGAGGGGCGCAGGCGGAGAGGGGCGCCCGGAAAGUGUCGCACAGAGAAGAGCGCACGGAAAGGGGAGCGCGGAAAGGAGCGCAAGAAGAGGGGCGCACUGAGAGGGGCACGUUGAGAGGGGGGCAAGGAGAAAGGCUCCCGGAGAGGGGCGCGUUGAGAAGGGCGCAAGGAGAGGAGCGCACGGAGAGGGGCACGUUGAGAGGGCGCAAGGAGAAAGGCGCACGGAGAGGGGCGCGUUGAGAGGGGCGCAAGGAGAGGAGCGCAAGGAGAAAGGCGCACGGAGAGGGGCGCAAAGAGAGGGGCGCACGGAGAGGGGCGCACCAAGAAGGGCACGUGGAGAGGAGUGCGGAGAAGAGCGCACGGAGAGGGGCGCACGGAGAGGGGCGCGUUGAGAGGGGCGCGUUGAGAGGGGCGCACGGAGAGGAGUGCAAGGAGAAAGGAGCACGGAGAGGGGAGCACAGAGCAGAGCGCACGGAGAGGAGCGCGCGGAGCAGAGCAGCAUGUCCGUCCCCCGGCCCUCCAACGACCGGCCCUCCGGCCCCGGGGGUGUGAAGCGCGGCCGCCCGCAGCAGGAGGCGGCGGGGCCGGGAGGCUCCCGGGUGACCGUGGUCCUGGGCGCCCAGUGGGGAGACGAGGGCAAGGGCAAGGUGGUGGACCUGCUGGCCACCGACGCCGACAUCAUCUGCCGCUGCCAGGGUGGGAACAACGCGGGCCACACCGUGGUUGUGGAAGGAAAGGAGUAUGACUUCCACCUGCUGCCCAGUGGCAUCAUCAACACCAAAGCCAUUUCCUUCAUCGGCAACGGGGUGGUCAUCCAUUUACCUGGCUUGUUUGAAGAAGCUGAAAAAAAUGAGAAGAAAGGGCUCAAGGACUGGGAGAAGCGGCUCAUCAUCUCGGAUCGGGCGCACAUCGUGUUUGACUUUCACCAGGCGGUGGAUGGACUCCAAGAAGUUCAACGCCAAGCCCAGGAGGGAAAAAACAUUGGCACCACAAAGAAGGGCAUCGGACCAACGUACUCUUCCAAAGCCGCCCGCACGGGGCUCCGAAUCUGUGACCUUCUGUCGGACUUCGAUGAGUUUUCGACUAGGUUCAAGAAUCUGGCCCACCAGUACCAGUCGAUGUUUCCCACGCUCGAAGUGGAUAUAGAAGCACAACUCAAAAAACUCAAGGGGUAUGCAGAGAGGAUUCGGCCCAUGGUCCGCGACGGGGUGUAUUUCAUGUACGACGCCCUGCACGGCUCUCCCAAGAAGAUUCUCGUGGAAGGAGCCAACGCGGCUCUCCUCGACAUUGACUUUGGCACGUACCCCUUCGUGACGUCCUCUAACUGCACCGUGGGGGGCGUGUGCACGGGCCUCGGGAUUCCGCCGCAGAACGUGGGCGACGUGUUCGGCGUGGUUAAGGCCUACACCACCCGCGUGGGGAUCGGCGCCUUCCCCACUGAGCAGAUAAACGAGAUCGGGGACCUGCUGCAGAACCGGGGCCACGAGUGGGGAGUGACCACCGGCCGGAAGCGGCGCUGCGGCUGGCUCGAUCUCGUCAUCCUGAGAUUCGCACACAUGAUCAACGGCUUCACCGCACUGGCGCUGACCAAGUUGGACAUCCUGGACGCCCUGGAUGAGAUCAAAAUCGGCGUUUCUUACAAGCUGAAUGGGAGGAGGAUCCCCUAUUUCCCAGCAAACCAGGAAAUCCUGCAGAAAGUGGAAGUGGAAUACGAAACGAUGCCCGGCUGGAAGGCGGACACCACCGGGGCCCGGAAGUGGGAAGAGCUGCCUGCCAAAGCUCAGAACUACAUUCGAUUCGUGGAGAAUCACGUCGGCGUGGCUGUUAAGUGGGUCGGUGUUGGAAAAUCGAGAGAGUCGAUGAUCCAGCUGUUUUAAACAGAGAAAGAACUUUAAUCCUGAGAAGCCCAAUUCAGUAGUCAUCCGUUCCCCCAGCCGGUCGCGAAGAUUCUAUUACCAGUCCUUCGCAGCCCAGGAGGUUAUCCGAAGUGAAUAAAAAAAAACCAGUGAUAUUUUC